GAUAAGAUAAGAUAAGAUCGAAUGGCACAGACUCCGCUCUAGUUCAUUUGGAUCAUCUUUCGUCAAUGCACUUCCUGAACCCUUCUCGAAAUUAUUAUUCAUGCAUCAUCGAUUUCACCUAGAAACAUUCCAGUUCUGCUGAUUAUCAUUACUAUCGCACAUCUCCAUUAACAUACACUUCAUCAGGACAACAUCUUCGUACUAUGUAUGGCAUAUCCACCAUCCACCCAUCUACCACAUAUGCCAGUCUGAGACAACAACAUUUACGAAUCGUUAGAAGUGGCUAUACAUAUUUAGUGAACCAAUAGCUCUCGUUCGUUCCUAGCCUUUACAAAUUCACCUCCUCCAUCAACACUUCAGGGCUGUGCUUUCUCCAACUGCUUCGACAAUUUAACCUUACUCUAAUAACAACCACAAGAGAGACACGCCAGCAACUUCCUCGCGCUCCAUAGGAAGACAGACACAACAUCGUAAAUACCGCUGCGACAAAACAGUGCCAAUAUGUGCACUACUUAUUUCUCCACCUAUAUUAACUGCAAUCAUCGUCCUUUCCGGCGCACGCGAUGCCCUCUCUAUAAACAAGAUCCUCGAGCCUGUACCCGCAAAGUUGAAGUUCUCACAGACGACGGCCUUCUCUGCCCAGCGUGUUUCGAUGAGGUCGUUUGGGUUCGAUCCAACGGUGAAUGGGAUAUCGUAGAAACGCCAGAUGGUGAUCUUGCAAAAGAUGAUUGGGUAGAGGUUGUACGAGUGGGAUAUGAUUGGAAAGAAAAUAGUGAACCGAAAAAUGCGAAACCUCUUGUCAAGCGGGAUAAAGCACCUGUGCUCUCUGAAGUCGACGGCACAAAGCCAGUAUCCAAGAAAACAAUCGAGAAGUCGAAUCAGCAAUGGGAGGAGACUCUAGGAAAGCAAGCUCCUCGUUUGGUGGGGCGCCCAGAAGAAGCAAUACCAGACUCCCAGAGGCUAUCCAAUAGUACACAAAGCUUGCCCAAGUUCUCAAAAUGGUCCAACGAAUAAACGAGUAUAACGACGGCCCAUGGUGGCUCUAAAAACACCGUGUGCCCUAAUCAUGAAUUCAGAUUAAUUCGAUGGACUAUGGAUUGCCUUGGCUUCGAGACUUUACAAAAAAAUACCAAUGUGUUUCACAUUGACGAUACGUCAGGAACUAACCAGGGAAUCACAAAGUAUUUGUUCUAGCUCACUCGUAUGGCAUACCAAAAACGGUGAACGGGCAUUAUGACUAGAGACGCGUCCAGAGCCUAGUCGUACUCCUUGCGUCAAGAUAUGAUGAAAGAACUGGAGCCCUGAUACUUCUUAAGCAGUCAUUCAGACUUUCAAAACUCCGACAUCACAUUUUCUCUCAGUGAUAUUUUCCACCCACCUAAACUACCCAUCGACAAUACAAGCAACAUCAUCCGAUCAUAUAAUAAUCAUGUACUUUUGGCCUCCUAAAUCACUCUGAAGCCGACAAGAAGCUACGAUCGGCGCAUUUCAAAAAGAAUAUGCAAAAUUAUCUUCGGCAGAUAUAUGAUAUGAUGAUUUUCCUUCCAUCUAAAAAAAAGGUUGUUGAGAAAAAAUCGCAUACUUCCAACUCUCCUUCUUUGAGUCAACUGCAAAAUGCAUAUCUCCACCUAAUACACAAUGGUUGUCAACUUGUCUCAUUAGACUCCUCCCAGAAAUCGCCUCGAAGCAGGCUUUUUAUCAAGGCCAUAUGAGAUUGUCUGAUUCGUUCUUGAAGAAGUAACGUAACUUAUCAGGUCGGUAGUCUCUGAUACAUCUUUUCUGGAUGUGGCCAUGUUGCAAGCCAAGACAUUUGCGGUGAAUUCUAAGGUAUCUAUUCCUCAUGUUGAGCCCGAUGGCGAGGAUGUAUGAAGAGGACUGCAAUGUUCUCAAAGAUGCAAAAUGUGUGGAGGUUAUCAGUUUUUGGGGUCAAUCUUCCUAAAUGAUUUUGUUUCGCGAAAUCUCCUGCAUAACGAUUUGAAGAUGUUUAUUGAUUUGGACUUGAAUUGACGCAUAAUUUAUGGCUUUGUGUAGUAAUUUUUGGAAUCUCUCGACAACUGAUUAUCUCACUGGUUAAAAACAGGAUGAUUUGGUAUAGCAUGAUUCAUGUUCUCAUGUAGUAUUCUGUCUUAAGAUAUUUACUGGCUUAGCACUGGUUAUAGAAUAUAGUCUCUCAAAUCAACGCUUUAGUCAAUUAUAUACAUAGUAAAAAAAGAUUCGAAUCACACUUUCAGCAAAAUAUCACGGCGCUGAAUACA
Molecule: messenger RNA, 2255 nt
Organism: Botrytis cinerea B05.10
Lineage: Eukaryota; Fungi; Ascomycota; Leotiomycetes; Helotiales; Sclerotiniaceae
Exons: 2
Coding region: 502-1014 (170 amino acids)
Source: RefSeq, a predicted model, not a curated record